This is a messenger RNA of Staurois parvus, 384 nucleotides long. Lineage: Eukaryota; Metazoa; Chordata; Amphibia; Anura; Ranidae. The record is from the annotation of a GenBank genome assembly.
CUCGCCUUGACUAUUGUAACUCCCUCCUCAUUGGCCGACCUCAUCGUAGGCUAUCCCCUCUUCAACUCAUCCACCUUACUAACCAUUCUGUAUUUGCCACCCCUCUCUGCCAAUCCCUCCACUGGCCUCCACUCAAUGUCCUCCACCCCUCUCUGCCAGUCCCUCCACCAGCCUCUACUCAGUGUCCUCCACCCCUCUCUGCCAAUCCCUCCACUGGCCCCCACUCAGUGUUCUCCAUCCCUCUCUACCAAUCCCUCCACUGGCCUCCAGUCAGUGUCCUCCACCCUUCUCUGCCAAUCCCUCCACUGGCCUCCAUGCAGUGUCCUCCACCCCUCACUUACAAUCCCUCCACUGACCUCCACUCAGUGUUCUCCACUCCUCUCU